Molecule: messenger RNA, 1665 nt
Organism: Endocarpon pusillum Z07020
Lineage: Eukaryota; Fungi; Ascomycota; Eurotiomycetes; Verrucariales; Verrucariaceae
Exons: 2
Coding region: 1-1665 (554 amino acids)
Molecular function (GO): oxidoreductase activity
Source: RefSeq, a predicted model, not a curated record
AUGUCUGCUGCACACCAUCUGGCUCAGCAUCCAGAGAAGUUCCAAGUCACGCUGGUUGACUCGGUAAAUUACUGCGGCGGCCAGGCCUUCGCGGUGCCCAUCGACAAGAAUAAGCAUGGCGCCUCCUGGUUCAACCAAGGCGUGCAAGGUGGCAGCAACAUCUUCCACCACACCAUGACCAUGUUUGCCCGUCAAGGCUAUCAUGCCGAUCCAGUCAAGCUCCAGGUCUCAUUUGGUAAAGACGAGAUGUUCUGGAACAAUGUCUUUCCUACCGAAUUGUUGGCCAAGCACCAGAAGGAGAUCAGGCGAUUCGCUACCGUUCUGAAGAUUGCUCGCUGGUUCGAGAUCUUCUUUGCGCUCAUGCCGUUGAAGCUUAUGUUGAAGCUGUUCUUCUUCUCGGACGAUUUCAUCAACUUCAUUGCUCUGCCCAUGACUGCUCUGUUUCUCGGCACUGGAAAUGCUACCCCAGAAACACCCAGUAUCAUGUUGGAGAGGUUAUGCACGAGUCCGACGUACGGCAUGUGGUAUCCGGCGGACAAGCAGUCUGUGGCCAGCAAUUUACCACCCAUGGUCGUGUUUCCCAAUUUCAGUGACUUCUACGAGACAUGGCGGAAGAGUUUGGUGAAGAAUGGAGUCCACGUCAGACUAUCCACCGAGAUGACUUCAGUAGUCAAGCGCGACAAAGAUGGCGUUGUCGUCUCUUUCAUCAAGAGAACCCCAGUUGAGAGUAACCAUAACCCCGUCAGUGGAGACAUCGACUCCCCCGACAACCAUAACCCUGCAAAUCUCCCUGGCGAAGAAUGGGAGGAAGAAUACGACGAGCUCAUUCUCUGCGUGCUAGCCGACACAGCGAACCGGCUCCUCUCCCGCAGCUCCACCUUCCGCGAGCGCAAAGUCCUCGGCUCCGCCAAAUUCUCCGACGACAUCACCAUCACCCACACCGACACGGCCUACAUGAGGAAACACUACGAAAACUUCUACAGCCCGGAGCGCGCCGUGACCAGCCUCUCCAUGGUCGACCAAUCCACGCGCAACACCUACGGCCAGACGAACUACAAACCGAUGUACUACAUCAAAGAGUACCCGACCGACCCGUCCAAGCUCGAGAUGUGCUUCGACUGCUCCAACUACCAGUCCCAAUUCCCGCACAAGGUCCCCUUCGAGAACCACGUCUUCCAGACCAUCUUCCUCAACAAGGCGCGCGACUCGCACCUUUGGUCCAUCGACGAGAUCGACAAGGCCAAGAUCAUCCGCGAGGACUGGUGGCACCAGCUCUGCCACUCCUUCACCCACUACAUCUUCGUCGUCCCCUGGCUCUGGCUGCUCCAGGGCCGCAACCACACCCGUUUCGCCGCCGCCUGGACCCUCGUCAACGCCCACGAGGUCGCCGUCAUCUCCGGCAUUGCCGCCGCGGUUAACCUCGGCGCGACUUACCCCGAGGAUCUGGAGAGGGAUAAAUUCGCACUCCUCAGUUUCCGCCUGUAUUACCUGUUGAUCUAUGGGAAGUGGUAUUCGAAGAAGGCGAAGGACAGGAAUGGUGUGGGUAAGGAGUGGGCGAGUGGUCUGUAUGGGAGUUGGUAUAUGGGUCCUGGGCGGGCGGAGGAGGAGAAGACGAUUUGGAGGGAGGAGGUCGAGGCGGGGAGGUCGACGGAAAACUGGGAUUGA